Messenger RNA from Mercenaria mercenaria, 3404 nucleotides. Its product is annotated as protein stum homolog. The transcript has 3 exons. NCBI's taxonomy places the organism in Eukaryota, Metazoa, Mollusca, Bivalvia, Venerida, Veneridae. The record is from RefSeq and is a predicted model, not a curated record. Bases 522 to 956 code for a protein of 144 amino acids.
UGCCAGACAGAUCGUACAUUAAACAGAUAAUCCUAAUGUCUAUUUGUGAAUACUGCAUUUUAUUUAGGAAUCUGAAAAACAUAAACAUUGGAAUAUGUUCUAUUAACGACUGUAGGGAUCUUUUAACGAAUACCGACUAUUUAAACAAGCAGACGCGGAAUGUUGAUGAGAAUAAUUUCUACUUCAAGUAAUUAGAAUCAUUUUGCUUGCACACACGUUAUUUGUGAUUUUGCAAGGAGCAGUUCUGAAAUAAAGUUGUGGAAUUUACGUACGUGUUUGUUGUCCAGCGAAUCGGGGAGUGGUAGAUAUAAGUAAUAAUAUAGAUGUAAGAACAUGAACCAUUUUCCUCUGUUAAUCAAUUGUUUCAUUGCGAAUAACACACCUUCAGUUAAAGCCAGUUGUGAUCAGAAUACAAGGAAUUAAGGAAUAAAUUAAGAUAAAUUGCCGACGGCCUUAGUGGAUUUCUGAUUAGUAAUAAUUGGCACCAUAAUUUCCCUAUUUUGUCGUCUGCUGCAAUAGCAAUGGAGUCAGGAGAAGAAAACGAUAAACUUUUCCGCCAGUUGAAGAAGCAAAAGUCAGUUAAGAUUGCAGACGACAGGACGGAAAUCGUUGUAUCUGGGGAGAAACAUGGGCCAUUGUUCAAAUCCAUGCCUAAAUUACCACUGGCUGCUGCCGUGAUAUGUUGCCUUUUAAACAUUAUUGUUCCGGGUUUUGGAACAUUGAUAUCGGCGUUUACAGUAUUAUGCGGUGCCCCUACAGCGCUCAACAGGAAAACUGCGGCUUUUUUAUUCAACCUUCUUUCAGCAUUCCUCCAGAUGGUUACGUUUAUUAUCAUUGUAGGCUGGGUAUGGAGCAUAUUGUGGGGCAUGAAUAUGGUCACCCUAGCAAUGAACUGGGGUGAAGAAAAAAGAACACCUUAUUAUUGCCGUCGACAGAGCAGCAUCGACGUCCCUUGAAUACAGAAUUAUUGAAAUUCAUCUAUGUGUUUUGUCAGUUACGCCUGCUCAUCAGGAAGCAAAGACAGACAACGUGCUUUUACGGACUGAAUUGUGUUAUAUAGUAAUAUGAAGUAGCAGAAUUUUACAGAGGGGUUCUUAUCAAUAAACAAGCAAUUUCUUAGCGCUUUUUCCAUGAUAACAUCUUUCGUUACAAGGAUAUGGGUUAAACGUAGGUUUGAGUCAUUGAUACAUACGUCCAUUUUCUUUUGUGUUGUCGGAGGUUUUACAUUAAUAAUUUUGCAUCUCUAUAAAUUUUCAUUCCUGUGUAAAUGUCUGAAGUGUCAAUUAUUUAUAUCGCUUCCAUUCCGCUAUCAAGACUUACAUUUACAGUUUACAGGAAUCAUACAGGAACUGGUUCAUAUGAAUCCUAAAUUAUAGAUUUCACUGUUGCUUCCAAAUAGAUAUGAGCCGUGCCAUGAGAAAACCAACAUAGUGGCUUCGCGACCAGCUUGGAUCCAGACCAGCCUGCGCAUACGCACAGUCUGGUUAGGAUCAAUGCUGUUCGCUUUUAAAGCCUACUGUAGUUAGAGAAACCGUUAGUGAACAGCAUGGAUCCUGACCAGACUGCGCGGAUGCGCAGGCUGGUCUGGAUCCAUGCUGGUCGCAAAGCCACUAUGUUGGUUUUCCCACGACGCGGCUCAUAUAAUUGUUAUGAAAGGAAUACAAAUAUACUAUUACAUAACUUCCUAUACAAAUCAGCGGUCCAUUGACCUGUGAAAUGUGCAACACUAACGUUUGCUGGGCUAAAGCCAAAACUUGAAGAAAAAAGAAGAAAAUGUAUUGAUGAUGUCAUGUAAUAAAACACCUAUCAAACAGGUUGCUGGUCAAUAUUCAAAAUUAUUUGCCCUCGGUAUUUUUGUCUAUUAACCGGCAAAUAUAAAAAAUAGCUGCGUACAGAAGUCAAUCAAGUACAAGUCAACCUGUACAGAUUGGUUCAAGUUUAAGAAGAGAGAUUAAGUUUACUGGUCAACCACAGUUAUACAGAUAGAUUCAGCCAUAAAAAAAGAGAUUCGUCAAGAGGCAUACUUACGGAAAGAAGUAAUUAGAUUAAAUAUGCGUGUGAGUGUAAAUGGGCUUAAUUGGUAAAGUUGUAUCUGUACUGAAUGAUUCAACAAUGAGUAUAUACAUUGUUUACGGUAUUUGUAUAAAUUUAAAUCAUUAAUUUUACCUUUUUUAUUUCCUAACUCCGUACCACGAAAGUUAAAAUGACGAAAGACGAAACUACGAUUGUGUAAGUUGAAAUUACAGAAGUCAAUCUAGUACAAGUCAACCUGUACAGAUUGGUUCAAGUAUAAGAAGAGAGAUUAAGUUUACUGGUCAACCACAGUUACACAGAUAGAUUCAGCCAUAAGAAAGAGAUUCGUCAAGAGGCAUACUUACGGAAAAAAAGUACUUAGAUUAAAUAUGCGUGUGAGUGUAAAUGGGCUUAAUUGGUAAAGUUGUAUCUGUAAAUGAGUAUAUCCAUUGUUUUUGGUAUUUGUAUAAAUUUAAAUCAUUAAUUUUGUGUAUUUACUUCCGAUUGAAUGAGACAACUGUUUAUAUAUGAUGUAAAAUUAUUCGUUUCUGUAUCGUAUAUUUAUAUUGUCGUCUUUAAUACUGCAGUAUUUGGCAAAACAACAUAAAAACAGCUUUUUAAAAAGGACGUUAUAAGUACUUGAAGCAUUUAUUAUUUUUUAUAUUGUAACUGCUAAUGCGGUAGCUUACCAUGAGACAUGAAGCAUACUCUGCAGAAGAUAUGCAUUUACAUAAUUUAUGAAAAAGUAGGGGUCAUAUAAAAAUGCAUUUUAAUGUUUGUAGUUUCUAUUUCCUCUUGGCACUGUCGUGCAGUCGCUAAAGAAUUGAUUGAUAUAAUUAUGUUUGAAGAUAUUUCUUUAUUUUUUUUCAACAUAAUUCGAUCUAAAAUUGAAACGUCUUAAUUUCAGCAAAGUUUCUUGUCGAGAAAAAUUUGAAAUUGAUACCAAUCUUGAAAUUAGUUCAAGGGUACGAUAGGGUAAACGUAAACCAGAAAGGAAACCUACCUAAAUAUCAAGCGAAAACAUGUAUUGAACGUAUAUUUGUUUUCAGCUGGAGUUCGCUAAGCUGUUGGACGAUACUUUUACACGAAAUUGUAUCUUACAUUUUCAUUUAUUCUGGCUGGAAUGCACUUUAAUCGUCGACUGGAAUAUAUAAUUAUCUUCUACAAUUCAUAUACAAUGUUUGAAGCUGGAUUUCAAAUGCCAAAAUGUAUCAGUUGGCCUCCUUUCUUUUUUUUAUUUUGAUCUCAUUUAUAAAUAUUGUAUCUGUUAUUUUGGUGUAAUUCGGCUUUUUUAAACUGAGCAUGUUUUCUAUAUGCCAUUUAUUGUAUGUACUUCUUUUCUUUCCAGUUGAGUUAUUUAUUAUUAAUGAAUUAAAGACAAAGAAAAACUA